UCGGCCUCCGGAGCUGCGGCUGUGGUCUGGGCUCGGGCGGCAGCGCGGGCGGUUCUUCGGUGGCUGGAGCAGGAGGACCAGCAGCACCUGGAGCCUGGACGGAGCUCGUGAUUUGACGACCAGCAGCGGCGCUGCAGCUAACGGGCUUGGGCGCGCUAUCCAGCGGACCGAAGACGGCAGGGCAGCCGGGCGCGGGCCCCGCGGGCCGGAGCGCGCCAGGUCCGUGGGCCAGCCGAGCAGAUGAUGGAUUUGGACGUGCUUCUAUGAAGAAAUGCCAUGUGUCUCUACUGACCCAAGAACAAACAUGCCCAGACCACUGCUGCCUUAGGGGACGAGGGCUGGGUGACAGCUCUUCCCAGGGAGUCAGGCAUCAUCUGAACCCAGGAGCAGGAAGCACAUCAUCACCAAUGACAGCAUGACAGCAAGAGAGCACAGCCCUCGCCAUGGCGCCAGGGCCCGUGCGAUGCAGCGGGCAUCCACCAUUGAUGUGGCAGGUGACAUGCUCGGCCUCUCUCUGGCAGGAAAUCUACAAGAUCCAGAUGAGCCCAUUUUAGAAUUCAGCUUAGCCUGCAGCGAGCUGCACACGCCAUCGCUAGAUCGGAAACCAAACAGUUUUGUAGCAGUGAGUGUGACCACCCCUCCUCAGGCGUUCUGGACGAAGCAUGCUCAGACGGAGAUCAUCGAGGGAACCAACAAUCCUAUAUUUUUAAGCAGUAUUGCCUUUUUCCAAGACUCCCUUAUCAAUCAGAUGACACAAAUCAAACUAUCUGUGUAUGACGUCAAAGACAGAUCUCAGGGAACAAUGUACUUACUGGGCUCUGGGACAUUCAUUGUCAAGGACCUGCUCCAAGACAGGCAUCAUCGGUUGCAUUUAACACUAAGGUCUGCAGAGAGUGACCGUGUUGGUAACAUCACAGUCAUUGGCUGGCAGAUGGAGGAGAAGUCAGACCAGCGGCCUCCAGUGACCCGGUCUCUGGACACCGUCAAUGGGAGGAUGGUCCUGCCCGUUGAUGAGAGCCUGACCGAAGCACUGGGAAUACGAUCCAAAUAUGCUUCAUUGAGAAAAGAUACUUUACUGAAAUCUGUGUUCGGCGGUGCCAUCUGCCGCAUGUACCGCUUUCCCACCACCGAUGGCAACCACCUGCGGAUCCUGGAGCAGAUGGCAGAGAGUGUGCUCUCCCUACACGUGCCCCGGCAGUUCGUGAAGCUGCUGCUGGAAGAAGAUGCGGCCAGAGUGUGUGAACUGGAAGAGCUGGGGGAGCUGUCCCCUUGCUGGGAGAGCCUGCGGCGCCAGAUCGUCACUCAGUACCAGACCAUCAUCCUCACGUACCAGGAGAACCUGACUGACCUUCAUCAGUACAAAGGUCCCUCAUUUAAAGCAAGCAGUCUGAAAGCAGAUAAAAAGUUGGAAUUUGUUCCCACAAACUUGCACAUACAAAGGAUGAGAGUUCAGGACGAUGGAGGAUCAGAUCAGAGCUACGACAUCGUCACCAUUGGGGCGCCAGCAGCACACUGCCAAGGUUUUAAGUCAGGAGGCCUCCGCAAAAAGCUGCACAAAUUUGAAGAGACCAAGAAACACAGUUUUGAGGAGUGUUGUACAUCAUCCAGCUGCCAGUCCAUUGUCUACAUACCACAGGACAUCAUCAGAGCCAAGGAGAUUAUCGCCCAGAUCAACACUCUGAAAACCCAAGUGAGUUACUACGCAGAGCGGCUCUCGAGGGCGGCCAAGGACAGGUCUGCCACUGGCCUCGAAAGGACACUCGCCAUCUUGGCAGACAAGACCCGGCAGCUGGUCACUGUCUGCGACUGCAAGCUGCUGGCCAACUCCAUCCAUGGGCUGAACGCGGCGCGGCCUGACUACAUUGCCUCUAAGGCCUCCCCUACCUCGACCGAGGAGGAGCAGGUAAUGCUCAGGAAUGACCAGGACACCCUCAUGGCCAGGUGGACAGGCAGGAACAGCCGGUCUUCUCUGCAAGUGGAUUGGCAUGAGGAGGAGUGGGAGAAAGUAUGGCUGAAUGUGGACAAGAGCCUGGAGUGCAUCAUUCAGCGGGUGGACAAGCUGCUGCAGAAGGAGCGCCUGCAUGGAGAGGGCUGCGAGGACGCCUUCCCCUGUGCGGGUGGUGGGCCCAGCAAGAAAGGUAACCACGGCAGCCACGCCUACUGGAUCAGACCGGAAGACCCCCUCUGUGAUGCCCACUCCUCACCAUGCCCCUCCAUCGUGUCUGCUGCAUGCCAUCCUCAGCUGACCACAUAUUGCAGCCCCCCUCCUGAAGAGUCCGGCCCAGGUGAAUGGAGUGAGGCCCUUUACCCACUGCUGACCACUCUCACCGACUGUGUGGCCAUGAUGAGCGACAAGGCCAAGAAGGCAAUGGUCUUCCUGCUCAUGCAGGACAGUGCGCCCACCAUAGCCACCUACCUGAGCCUGCAGCACCGCCGAGACGUGGUCUUCUGCCAAACCCUGACCGCUCUCAUCUGUGGCUUCAUCAUCAAGCUGAGGAACUGCCUGCAUGACGACGGCUUCCUGCGGCAGCUCUACACCAUCGGGCUGCUCGCCCAGUUUGAGAGCCUGCUGAGCACCUAUGGUGAGGAGCUGGCCAUGCUGGAGGACAUGAGCCUUGGAAUUAUGGACUUGAGGAAUGUGACCUUCAAAGUCACUCAAGCCACUUCCAGUGCAUCAACUGACAUGCUGCCCGUCAUCACAGGAAAUCGGGAUGGGUUUAAUGUGCGGAUCCCUCUGCCGGCCCCCCUGUUCGACGCCCUGCCUCGGGAGAUCCAGAGUGGCAUGCUGCUCCGGGUGCAGCCUGUACUCUUCAAUGUGGGCAUCAAUGAGCAGCAGACACUGGCUGAGAGGUUUGGCGAUACGUCUUUACAAGAAGUUAUCAAUGUGGAGAGUUUGGUGCGAUUAAAUUCCUACUUCGAGCAGUUUAAGGAAGUUUUGCCUGAGGACUGCUUACCGCGGUCUCGGAGCCAGACAUGCCUGCCGGAGCUGCUGCGGUUCCUGGGCCAGAACGUCCAUGCCAGGAAGAACAAGAACGUGGACAUCCUCUGGCAAGCUGCUGAGAUCUGCCGCCGCCUUAAUGGGGUCCGGUUCACCAGCUGCAAGAGUGCCAAGGACCGCACGGCCAUGUCGGUGACGCUGGAACAGUGCCUGAUCCUGCAGCACGAGCAUGGCAUGGCCCCGCAGGUCUUCACCCAGGCCCUGGAGUGCAUGCGCAGUGAGGGUUGUCGAAGAGAAAAUACAAUGAAGAAUGUUGGAAGUCGCAAAUAUGCGUUUAAUUCCCUGCAGCUGAAGGCUUUCCCCAAGCAUUACAGGCCUCCUGAAGGGACUUACGGCAAGGUUGAAACUUGAAUACACGGUGUCCUCUAAUUAGCUGUUAUAUAACAAAUGUGGGUACCCUCUAGUGUCAUAUAUGAAUUCUUCACGAAGACCUGAAGGAUUGAUUUUUACUUUUGUGUUUUAAAAUAUUUCACUAAAGAGUCUAUGGAGCAUGUUUUUUAUUCCGUUGGAACCGGUAGGAGGUAAUGUUUGGCUCAGUAGCGUGGGUAGUAAUGACUGCUCCGUUAAACAGCCUGCAGCCAGGACCACAGAGGCGUCACUGGCAGUCGCCUCCAGGAAUCAAGCUAGGUAGGUCUGAAAUGCUAAAAGACUUUUUAAAUGUCCACUUAGGCAUCUGCUCACUAUUUUUCUACCAAGUAACUCAGAAUUGAGCAUCGAAGUACAAUCUACUUUUUAAAAAUCUGAGUGUAAAACAGUAAACAGUUGGAUCCCGGACAGACCAGAAAAUGUUCCAUGCUAAUUCAAGAUUUGGGGAAAGAAUCCAGCUCUGGCUCGUGUAGUGAGAGCAGGUGGCUCUAAUGAAUCAUGUCUGUGGCAGCACAGGUGGAGCCAAGAGUUGAAGUAGAGGUUGAGAAAAGGCCUGGGAUAAGACUUUACUAGAAGAUAACACUUCCAAAGCUACUCACACAUUGGGGACCUCUUCUAUCCCUUAUGUUACAGAACAGGGCAUCUGCUUGAGAAUGGGAAGCCAGCUGUCUCCUGUUCUCUUAUCUCCAUGUCUAGUGACCCAGGGUGCAUGUCCCCCUCUCGCAUGGAUGCUGAGUUACAGCACCCCAGGACCUCACCUGGGUAUGGCGAUGCCUCUCACAGCAGUGGAGAUUUGUGUGUGUAGAUGGUGGAAGCCUGAAUCUUUUCAGGUCAGAUGUCCUUAGUAGGUUUACCUAUUUAUUGUCUUCUGAAAGACAAUACAAUAUUUGACUGAUUAAAGUGUCUUUUAGGUUUGCAAUAAUUGUUACUAUCCUUUUCUCAUUCUGUUAUGUAAGGUGACUAUUGAGAAAGUUGAAAUUAGCUCCUAAAGUGAGAUUGUUGAAAGGGAUUAAUGGGCCAUAAAACUUAGGAAUUUCAUAGAAAAUGAUGUCUGGUCAUCUAUUAUAAGAUGAUGAAUCUUAUCUGUACAUAGCAGAGUUUUUUUCUUAGUGUAUAUGUUUUAUCAACUGUUUAUUAUAAUGAUUGUUAUUCAGAAGGCUGUAAAAGGAAUAUAUUUGGCACAUUCAGGAUACUAAUCCUAAUGAUUGGUGCACCCUUAGGAAAUUCCUGUGCCUACAAUUCUGGGUAUUACUCUUUGGGCUCCUUUAGAAAUGCCACUUGGAAAUGUAAUAGCCUGGGGAGCUGAGGCACAGCCAGGAAGGACCACCUGUGGCAGGGACAUACUGGGUGAGCCACCGGUAAAGGUGGAACUGGAUGACCUUCCAGAUCCCUCCUACUUGGAAGUCAGUGCACAGACAGCCUGCUGUGUUCUGAUUGCCUGUGGAAGGGAAGUUUCCACUGGUCGAGUGUGCACUGGUGCGGAAGACGCCUCAGUGAGGGACAGUUGAAGCUCACCGUCUCUCUUGAAGCUGGAUUCACUGGAGGCUGGUGCCAGAGAAACCCACGUCCACCAAACCCACUGCAGGGGUGGCAGCAGCUGGUGCCAGGUUCUCUCCUGCCGAUCCCUGUUCAGUUCCCAGUAUGGCUGGUUAGCCUUUUACCUGUCCACUUUGUUUAAUUUGUAAUUUUUUGAGUAUCUUUCACAUUUCCAUCUUCUUAUUUUAGUAUCACUACCUUUAAAAAUAUUCCCUUGUCUUUUUAAAUUAAAUGUCACCCAUACUUUCAGAAUUUUUUUUUGGGGGGGGGUCUGAAGAGCAUUAAAUACCUGUGUUUAUCAGAAGGGAAUAUAGCAAAUGUUGAGUCAGUUGUCACAGUUUCACGUGUGGCACCUCAUUGUGAAUUAUUUUUCCAAUUUUGUCUUCAUGUUAUGGACAACCACGAAACCCUGACUUGGCUAAUCCCGUAGAAAAUAUUCAGGUUCCUAUAUUCUGUCUGAGCACUGCUGCUGGGCUCCCAUGACAAGUCUCAAAGGGCCUCACACACUUACCGUGCUUGCUGAGCAAGGCACAUUGUCACGGUGGCCAGCAGCCCCUCGGGACACGUAGAAGCUUUUGAGUUUUCAGUUGUACAAGGAAGGCAGUCUUGCAGGAUGUCAUGAAAUAAGAGGUUCCAUCCAGUGUUCCUUGUAAGGUCCCCACUGAAUGAGAAAUGUGGAGACUGAACGAAAACUCAGGAUGUGCUGUGGGUUCUGUCAAAGCACCUGUGGCGCAGAUGCCUUCCGUUCCCUUUAAAAUAUACAAAUAUUGUAUAAUACUGUGUGUCUCUACACGGCUGUAUUUACCAAGCUUAGUGCACUAAAGUACUUUUAUUUAUUUGUUUUAGACAGUAUUAAUAUAUAUAUAAACAUGUAGUUACCAUUUUAUAUAUUCUUAGCUCAUUCAAAGCCAUGUAUGCUGUAAAUGUGCUGUCUUUAGAAUGAUAAAUAAAUAACUGACAAGAACAUUAAACUUG
Artibeus jamaicensis (Jamaican fruit-eating bat) is the source of this 5875-nucleotide messenger RNA. It is a transcript of the gene INPP4A, whose product is annotated as inositol polyphosphate-4-phosphatase type I A. The transcript is spliced from 26 exons. The coding region runs from base 416 to 3349 and encodes 977 amino acids. Gene Ontology annotation, cellular component: cytoplasm. Gene Ontology annotation, molecular function: phosphatidylinositol-3,4-bisphosphate 4-phosphatase activity. The record is from RefSeq and is a predicted model, not a curated record. NCBI's taxonomy places the organism in Eukaryota, Metazoa, Chordata, Mammalia, Chiroptera, Phyllostomidae.